CGGCCGCCGGGACCAGAGGGGAUAAAGCAGACCGCAGCUCCAGCGCCGCGCCAGUCUGCUCCGAGCCGCCGAACCGGGCAGAACGUGCGCGCGUGCGAGCGAGCGCGACCCCACCAGGACCUCCGCGACGAGAGUCGCUCGCGUAAAAGUGAAGUGCGACGUGUUUGUGAGUGAGUGAGUGUGUGUGACCCCGGUGGACUAAAGGAUUAUUAUGCUGUGGACUGCGUGCGGACCGGCGCUCACCUGCUCGGCUGGGACUGCGAGCAUGAGAUAGCCACCGAGUGAUUUCGCGCGUCCGUGAAGCUCGACUUAUCGAGUCCCCGUGUAGCGGCCCGUCAGCUGAGAACUGAGGAUGACCAUGGACAUGCACCUGCAGCAGAGAGGAGGCCUCCGGGUGGAGGCGGCCUCGCUGUCCAACAAGGGCUCGACGGCGUCCCCGGCGUCCUCGGAGGCGUCCCCCAUGUCCGAGCGGACGGGGUCCCCGGCCGGAAGCCCGGCCGCGUCGCCCUCCCUGCCCAUGCCCGUCAUCCACAACAACAACAAUAACAACAACAAGUCACCGCCGCCACACCAAACCAACAAGAUGUCCAUCAAAAGGAGUUUCGACGUGGCGUUCCUGAUGGCUCCCGACGACCUGAGCACCAUCAAGAAGCGGCACCAGGAGCAGGAGCAGCAGCUGCGGCUCGUGACCACCGCCUCCCUCAUGAUGAGGUCCGCGAUGACGCCCCUGAACGUCGCCAUAACGCCGCCGCAGCCGCCGGAGCACCAGCAGCAGCGGAUCUUGCAGCAGCACCCGCCCAGCCUGAUGGUCAUGGGCCACGGCCUCCACGACGAUCAGGCGCGCUCGGCCUUCACCAAGGUGUCUUCAUCGGCGUCCUCCCUGUCGGGGCCAAUGUCUGGUCCUUUAGCGGGGCCGAUGGGCGGCGCCGGGCUGUUGCUCAUGCAGAACCCUCCGCUGCCCACGUCGCCGUCAUCAGUGUCGUCCGUCUCGGGGGGCGGCCUGUCUCCGGCAUACCAGAACAGCCUCAGCCCGUCCCCGGGGCCCGGGCCGGCGUCAUCCGCCGCGUCCACACCCAACUCUACCCCACUGGGGGUGGCGCCGGGGACUCUGCCGGGGGCGGGCUCUCCGCCGUACGCCUACCACGCGGCGCCGGCCGCCGGGCCCACCCCCUCCGCCCCCGGGCCCGGCAUGCCGUACGGCGCGCCGCCAUUCUACGUGCCUCAGGCCCACCCGCCCCCGGGGCCGGCCGCCAGCGCCCCGCCCCCGGCGUCCUCGCCCUCCCCGCAGGACAAGCAGGGCGCCGCCAAGGGCCGCCGCUACUCGCCGCCCUCGGCCAACGGCGCGGCCUCCUUCGGGUUCUCGUCGUACGGCAAGCCCCAGGAGCUCAUGGCCGGCUUCCACAAGAUGAGGCCGUCCCAGUCGGGCCACGGCAUGGGCCACAACCCCAUGCUGUACCCGGACUCGCUGGCCGCUUACACCAACCUGGCCGCAGCCGCGGCCGCCGCCUACCCGUUCGGGGCGGCUCCUCCCCCCUCCGCCCCCAGCGCGGGGUCGGCCCUGGCAGCGGCCGUGUCCGCAUCCCUCAUGCCGCCCACCCUGGCCGCGCUCUCCCUCCCGGCGCAGAACGUGUGCGCCAAGUGCAACGUGAGCUUCAGGAUGACGUCGGACCUCGUGUACCACAUGCGAGCGCACCACAAGAGCGACCACGCCGUCAACGAUCCCGGACGCCGUCGUCGAGAGCAGGACAAGCUAAAGUGCCCCGUAUGCGCGGAGAGCUUCAGGGAGCGGCACCAUCUCACCAGGCACAUGACGGCCCACCAGGACAAAGAGGGGGACGCAGGCGAGGAGCACGAUGCGCAGCUGGACUUGUGCGGCGGAAAGACGUCGCCGGCCUCACGACGUCGCACCGGCAUGCCGAGCGUCGCGACAACCUCUAUCCUUGCAGGCAGCGUGGCCAAGUGACGUCGGCCCUCGCCAAAGCGGCAACAACAGCAACAGCAACAGCAGCAGCAGGACCUGCAGUUACAACAGCAGCAGCAACAUCAACAGCAGCAGCAACAGCAGCAGCAGCAGCUGGCCCAGCGCCGCGCUCUGGCUGACGGCAGCGCCCACAUGUACCACCGCCUAGCUGCGGCGGCCGCUGCAGGGGAUUCACCGGCAGACCUCAGGCACGGCUACUACCUCAUCAACAACUACUACAAGUUUCACUGACGAGCGUGACCAGGAGUGCGCGCCCGCUUCCGACUUUAAAGGACUUUUGAAUUGAGGCAAAAUGCCGAGGAGCAGGAGAAAACGUGUGCAGAGUUAUCCAAACUAGGUCAUUUAAAUCUGUGAUAAAAAUAUAUAUCUAGUCGACAGAAAGUUAUUGCAAGCUCAUAAUGUUAUUUAUUAUUACUACUUGUUAAGUUUUAUUUUAUUUUCACUUUUCUUUGUUGUUGUCGAUUUUGAGAGUGUAUGUGGAAUUACAAUUAAUUCGAACUUUUUGCGAAGUUUACAUUUAAAUUUGUUGGUGCAGUCUAUGGGGAUGAACACCAUUCAGAUACGUAAACGUUACCUAGAUAAAUUAAUAUAGUUACCAAAUCUAGAGGUUCCUGAAAUAUUCAGGAAUUUCCCUUCUGAUAUUACGUCAGCUUUUAGAAUACUGCGAUAAGGCCGAUCCAUGUUGCCCCUAUCUCUAUUCUCGUAUCCUUUGCCGCACAAAUAACUAUAUAUUCAAGCACUAGGAGCAAACGGAUCAGAAGGAAAUACGCAAUUAUUCAUAGAAGCCAAAUGGAAAUUAACUGAAAUAAAGCGAUGUGAUGUCUGUAUA
Frankliniella occidentalis (western flower thrips) is the source of this 2810-nucleotide messenger RNA. RefSeq lists its product as uncharacterized. The transcript has 3 exons. Gene Ontology annotation, cellular component: nucleus. Gene Ontology annotation, biological process: regulation of DNA-templated transcription. The coding region runs from base 353 to 1963 and encodes 536 amino acids. Lineage: Eukaryota; Metazoa; Arthropoda; Insecta; Thysanoptera; Thripidae. The record is from RefSeq and is a predicted model, not a curated record.